AUGGCGAUCAAAUAUCACGACCACAAUGGCGAGCGUGCCUCACGUGAGCCGAUAGCAAUCAUUGGAAGCAGCUGUCGGUUUCCCGGUGGAGCUACUUCUCCCUCACAACUUUGGGAGCUGCUGGAAAAUCCACGUGAAGUUCUACAGGAAAUCCCAGCUAGUCGAUUCAGCACAGAGGCGUUCUACCACGCCGAUAGCCAGCAUCAUGGGAGCGCGAACGUGAAACAUGCGUACCUCCUCGACGAGGAUCCUCGUGCGUUUGAUCGCGACUUUUUUUCUAUUCUCCCGAAAGAAGCCGAGGCGAUGGAUCCACAGCAGCGCGUGCUUCUAGAGACCGUAUACGAAGGCGUCGAAUCUACCGGCUAUACACUACAACAGCUCCGCGGCUCAUCGACUGCCGUAUUUGUUGGAUGCAUGAGCUACGACUAUCACUUCACGGCUAUCCGUGGAAUCGAUAGUCUGCCGCAGUACCACGCUACCGGCACGGCUGCCUCGAUACUUUCGAAUCGUGUCUCAUACUUUUACGAUUGGCAUGGGCCUUCCGUGACAAUCGACACAGCAUGCUCUUCGAGUCUCGUAGCUUUGCACCAAGCUGUUUCAGCGCUUCGCAACGGUGACGCUAAGAUGGCCGUGGCGGCUGGUUCCAACCUCAUUCUAGGACCAGAGCCCUUCGUGAGCGAGUCUAAGCUCAAUAUGCUCUCUCCAAAUGGACGAUCUUUCAUGUGGGACGCAUCAGCAGAUGGCUACACGCGAGGAGAAGGAUUCGCCACAGUGUUCUUGAAGACUCUGAGUCAAGCGAUAGCAGAUGGCGAUCAUAUUGAGAGCGUCAUCCGCGAAACCGGGGUGAACUCGGAUGGAAAAACACCAGGAAUCACAAUGCCCAGCUCUAUCUCUCAAGCACAGUUGAUACGCGAAACUUACCUACGAUGUGGGCUCGAUCCGACGAGUGAAGUCGGUCGCCCGCAAUACUUCGAGGCUCAUGGCACGGGAACGCAGGCAGGCGAUCCUAUCGAGGCCCGUGCCAUUCACGAUGUUUUCUUCCCUGACGGAGCUGGGAGUGGCCAGCUCAUAGUUGGAAGCAUCAAGACGGUCAUUGGCCAUACAGAAGGCACAGCUGGUAUUGCGGGUGUUCUGAAGGCAUCGUUAGCUGUCCAGCACGGACAAAUUCCAGCAAAUAUGCACUUCAAAACGCUCAACAGCAAGAUAAAACCAUUCGCUCACAGACUACGUGUGCCAGUAAGCACGGAACCGUGGCCCAGUGUGCAGGACAAUCAUCCACGACGUGCGAGCGUCAACAGCUUUGGGUUUGGAGGGACCAACGCUCACGCCAUCAUCGAGAGCUAUUCGGGUCAGAAUGAUUCCCUCGAAUGGGAACUCACAGAUGGACACACCUCACCGACAACACCCGAGGCGCCCUACAACGGAUUGUUCGCUCUGUCCGCAAAUUCUGGCUCGUCGUUGUCUGCAUCCGCGGAAGCAUUGGCAGACUUCCUUGAUGCGAAUCCUGACACCGAUCUCGACCAGCUCGCCUUUAAUCUCUUCCGACGGGCCGAGUUCGCACAUCGAGCCACGUUCUAUGCUCAAGAUGUCCCAAACCUGGUUGAGAAGCUUAGAGCAGGGAGUGAAGCACUCAAGAGUAGUCCGCGUGCUCAAUACAUUCCCGACGGCGCGAAAGUACGAAUCCUCGGGGUGUUCACCGGACAGGGUGCACAAUGGGCGUCCAUGGGAAAAGAACUGCUAGCUUAUUCAAAGCCGUUUAGUGGAGCUAUCGAGCGAAUGCAACUCAGUCUGGACGUUCUGCCCGAGGGUAACAGACCUGAUUGGACACUGACAGAUCAGUUGAUAGCAUCUUCGUCAGCGUCCCGUGUCGGUGAGGCGGCGAUUUCGCAACCACUAUGCACAGCUUUACAAGUCGCACUCGUGGACGUUCUCCGGGCCGCAGGAGUCGAAUUCUCAGCCGUGAUUGGACACUCAUCCGGUGAGAUCGGAGCUGCAUAUGCUGCGGGCUACAUUUCCGCUGAAGAUGCCAUUCGUAUCGCCUACUAUCGGGGUGUACAUUCCGGUUUAGCAAUGGGUGCGGAUGGCAAGCGUGGCAAGAUGAUGGCCGUCGGCUUGACUUACGAACAGGCAACAGCCUACUGCAGCGCUUUCAACGGGUCACUUGUCGUGGCUGCGAGCAACUCUCCGACGAGUUGCACCCUUGCCGGUGAUGCUGUGGCAGUCGACAAGGCCUUUGUCGAAUUACAGGCCGACGGUACCUUUGCUCGCGUCUUGAAAGUUGACACAGCUUAUCAUUCACCUCACAUGAAGCUCUGCGGGGGAGCGUACCUGGAUUCGAUCACGAAUUGUGCAAUUAAGGUCGAGACCGGUCAGGACACCUGCAAGUGGUUCUCUAGUGUCUGGGGACUCGAGGGCCGUGGUCGCAAAUUCGUCGAGCCUGAACUCAAAGGCCAAUACUGGGUAGAUAACAUGACUGGAGCUGUUCUAUUCAGCGAAGCGCUCACCAGAGCCCUGCAAGAGGGCACAGGUUUUGAUCUUGCGCUUGAGGUCGGGCCUCAUCCGGCCCUCAAAGGUCCGAGUUUGGAAACGAUCAAGCAGCUAUCAGGCGCCAAUCUUCCAUACGCUGGCGUGUUGAAACGAGGACAAGACGCCGUAGAGUCGUUCACCGAUCUACUCGGUCUGCUCUGGAAAAGCUUCCUUUCGUCGCAACCAAUAAUAACAUUCGACCGCAUCAAUCUGGCAACCUCCGGAGAUUCACCCAUGCAGCGAGCCAUCAUAAAGAAUCUUCCCCGAUACUCGUGGGACCACAAUUUGCUUAUCUGGAGAGAAUCGAGGUCAUCACGAGCAUUUCGCACGCAGCCAAGACCGCGUCACGAGUUGCUUGGACAUGCUUCCACGCUCGGGGAACGUCAAGAUCGAGAAGUCCAAUGGAAGCAGCUCCUGAGGUUGAGCGAGCUCCCCUGGUUGGCAGGUCACAAAAUCCAGGGCGAAGUCCUCUUUCCUGCGUCAGGAUAUCUGUCCAUGGCAUUCGAGGCAGCAAUCCACCUUCUAGACGACGGUCAAUCUGCGCGACUCCUUGAAUUGAGUAACGUCGAAAUCAUUCGUGCCAUGCGGCUGGAAGAAGACUCGCCCGGACUUGAGGUUGCAUUCACUAUUCGCGUGACAGCCGAAUCUGACGACGCCAUCACCGCAGAAGUUGCCUGCUACAGUGGUUCCGUUGACUCUGGACAGGCUCCGGAUGCACCUGUCUCUGGGCUCACGGCACAUUUCACAGCAAGCGUGAAAGUAUGGUUUGGUGAACCGCUGAAAGAUGCCUUGCCCACGAGAAGCAAGCCGUUGCUUUCUCUAGAGUCUUUGGACAUGACGCGACUCUAUUCCAGCUUGGCAAAGGAAGGUUUCAAUUACACUGGCUAUUUCCAAGCCAAGUCGAUGCUGCGACGGCUCAACCGAGCUGCCGUAUCUCUUCCUGAUCAUCCGGUUGGAUCUACAAUUCGUCCAUGCAUGCACCCUACCGUCCUCGACACUGCAUUUCAUGGCCUGUUAGCAGCUUUUGCGUUCCCAGAGGACGGACGCCUCGGCAGCAUAUUCCUUCCAACCCGGAUUGAAUGUGUCAGGAUCAGCAUGAUAGCCCAGGAACUUCUGGAACCAAGCCUUAUAGCUGAUGCUGCUGUGGUUUCUACCGAUAGUACCACUCUUACCGGUGAUAUUGAUAUCUUCCAUGAAGACACUGCUUGUACUGAAGUGCAAAUGCGCGGUGUCCGUCUCACCGCAGUCGGUCGACGUCCGGAUCCCUGGCUUUAUGCAGACACCAAGUGGCUCAGGGACGCGACUUGUGGAAUUGACCCGAAGAGCCAGGUCCGUCUUUCCGACGAAGAGAGCUUAUUGUACGAGCGGCUUUCGCGAACGGCCUACUUCUUUUUGCGUACACUUCAGAAAAAGAUCCGGCCACAAGAACUUUUGCUGAUGGGAAAAUACCGUAAACACAUGAUGAAGUGGGUAAACGAACAUCUCCUUCCACAGAUCGAGGCGGGUGAACACCACCAACUCCGCCCUGAAUGGAAGGAGGACACCCUCGAGAUGAUCCAAGAAUGGCGCGCUUCUUAUCCGCCAGAUAACAACGACAUGAACAUCCUCCAUGCAAUCGGUACAAAUCUUGUGAACAUCGUCCGCGGAAUCAUUCCCCCUCUCAGAAUUCUCACGGAGAAUGGCAUGCUUGAUCGCCUUUACACCGAAGGCGUUGGGGUUCGGCAUGGCAAUAUCGACCUGGGCGCCAUCGUGAGUCAAAUCGCCCACCAACAUCCUCGGAUGCAGGUACUCGAGGUCGGAGCUGGCACGGGAGGAACAACCAGGACAGUCUUGGAUUCCCUGGACGGCAGGUAUUCCAUGUAUACCUACACCGAUAUAUCUACGGGGUUCUUCGAGAACGCACGCACGAUCUUCAGUCAGCAUAUCAACAAGCUUGCUUUCAAGACCCUUAACAUCGAAAACGACCCUAUCGAGCAAGGUUUCAAGGAGGAAGCUUAUGACAUGAUUGUUUCAUCAAACUGUCUGCAUGCAACUCAUAGUUUGGAAAACACACUGCGUCAAUGUCGUCGGCUCCUCAAGCCCGGUGGUCGACUCGUGCUGCUGGAGGUCACAGAGGACUUUUUGCCGACGCAAUUGAUCAUGUCGACGCUGCCGGGUUGGUUCCUGGGCAUCGAGGACGGCCGAGUGUGGGCACCCACAGUCAGCGUGCAGCGCUGGGACGAACUGUUGAGGGCUUGCGGAUUUUCCGGGGUCGACUUCAGUACGUCACCAUCGUACUGUUCGGCCAUCAUAGCACAAGCGGUGGAUGAGACGAUCAAAACUCUUCGGGCGCCAUUGAAGUCUCCCCCAGCCCCAGAUCGUCAUCUGCAAGACAUCGUUGUCAUUUGCGGCGAUCGCACGCAGGAACUUGCCAAUUCGGUUCACAAGGUAUUGCAAGACACGCUCGCGCCCAGGAUGACCACCAACAUCACGGUUGUUCCUGGUAUACAGAAUGUUGACAUUCCCGCUGGCGCAGCGGUCCUUUGCCUUGCAGAUCUUGAUGAGCCGGUCUUCCGCCACAUGGGCGCGGAAAAGUUCCAGGGACUCAAAGACAUCGUGGGUCAAGCGAAUGCGGCUCUCUGGGUCACGACAGGCGCAAAAUCUGGUCGCGAACCCGAUGCAAACGUAACAGUGGGAUUGUCGAGCGCUCUGCUAGCUGAGCAUACGACAUUAAAAUUGCAAUUCCUCGACGUUGAAGAUCCGAGCGAGCUUACUGCGGAGAACCUGGCGGAGAUGCUUAUACGUCUUGCCAUCUUCGAAUCUGACGAUUCUGGUGCAAGGCUGUGGACACAAGAGCCGGAACUUUGGCUGAAGGACGGCGCUGUUCAUAUCCCUCGAGUCAGCACUCUCGACGCUGUUAAUCGACGAUCUCUGGCGCGGAUUCGACAUGUUUCACAGACCGUCAAUCUAAGUUCAUCAGACGAGGUGGUAGUCCUGGACGAAACAAAGACAGAGUUGCAGAUACAAAAUAACCCUGAUCGCAGCUCCAGUACGACCAAAGCUCAAAUCCGUGUCUCGGCUACCUCCGAUCGCGCGUUGGACUACGGCCAACAGACCCGGGCUCACCUUUUCAUUGGUCAAGAGUUGAGCUCCGGGGACAAGAUACUUGGUCUCGUGGACGUGCCCAGCUCCCUGGUGAGCCCGGUCCCUGAUCGCAUCCUGCAUAGAUGGAGCCCCGAGCAAUGUGCAGUGGCGGACACUGUACUACUUGCCAUCUUCUUGCGAAAUGCAUUAGCAGAACAUUUGCUCCAAGAUCUCGAGAUCUCAACAUGGAUCCACGAAGUACCAGACGAUCUGCAGGCUGUUCUUGACGCGCGCGCAAGACGCCAAAAGUUGAAUCUGCUCCACACUACGUCCGACAUGGCAAACCGUUCGAGUGUGAACUUCAUUCACCCUUACAUGAACCAGGACGAUUUGCAGCGCCUUUUCCCGAACAAUUUGCGCAUGUUCGUCGAUCUGUCCACUGAUAAAAACAGCACUCUAAUAAAGGCCAUACGCUCCUCCACGCAGACACACAGCGUCAUCGAAAAGCACAUUCCGGAUCUGACCAUCGGCUUAGAUAUUUCAAAGCUUCGUACUCUAGCAGGCGAACAUAUUGGUGCAGAGCCUGAAACGCCGUUGCCGCCCGUGGAGGUCGUCGAUGUUGGGGAAAUCCCCAACUCUCGAAGCAAGCCACUCGGCCUGACCUCUGUAAUUGACUGGACCACCACCAACGUGAUCAGUGCCGCCGUCCAGCCACUGGAACAUUUUGGGUUGUUCUCGGAUUCGAAAACAUAUCUUCUCUGUGGAAUGACUGGAGACUUGGGUAUCUCGGUCUGCGCAUGGAUGGUGGCCAACGGCGCACGGAAUGUGGUCUUGACAAGUCGUAAUCCUCACGUCUCUAAUAAUGUGCUGGAGUUCUUCUCACGCAAGGGGGCCACAGUGCGACCGAUGUCCGCCGAUAUAACGAAUAUGGAGUCGCUCCGCCAGUUGUACGCGGAGAUCAAUGCGACAAUGCCUCCGAUCGGAGGAGUGAUGAACGCUGCGAUGGUCCUUCGCGAUCGACUGUUCCAGUCAUUGACCUGGGAGGAUUUUGAAGCCGUCCUGAAGCCAAAAGUGACAGGAAGUCAGAACCUGAAUGAGCUCUUCGGCAAUCAAGAUCUUGAGUUCUUCAUCUGUUUCUCGUCGACCACCUCGAUCGUCGGGAGCAUCGGUCAGUCUGCUUAUGCUGCUGCGAACCAUUACAUGGUAAGCUUGAUACAGCAACGACGCGAUCGGGGUCUCGCCGGGUCCGUCCUUCACAUUUCGAUCUUGACCGGCUUCGGGUAUAUCUUCCGCCGCGAUGCCGAACAUGCCGACACGAUUUACAAGUCAAUCCUUCCGCGGUGCGAACGCCAGUCAGAGGCAGAUCUCCAUGGGAUGCUCGCCGAGGCGAUUGUGUGCGGUCACCCCGGACAAGGACAAGUCACCGAGCUUAUAACCGGAGCCAGGCCAGUAUUCCAGGAGGAAUGGCGUGAAGAUCCGCGGCUCUCGUGCUAUAGCGGUCUUCAACAACUUCAGGACGACGACGGAAAAGAUCAAGCCGUUGGUACACUGAGCGUGAAAGCCCAGCUCGCUGCAGUGGACGAGCCGUCUGAAUAUAUCCGUGUCCUCAUGUCGUGUUUUGCAUUCGCUUUGGGGAAUUUGCUUGAGAUCGACCCGGAGAAGGUGGACAGCCAGAUGUCUGUGUCUGCCUUGGGAAUUGAUUCUCUCGUCGCGAUUCGGAUCCGGGAGUGGUUUCUUCGCGAAACGGGAGUCGACGUUCCGGUUCUCAAGGUAAUGUCCGAUAAUUAUUCGGUGUCGCGGUUAUGCGACGACGUGCUUGCACAGUGGCAAAAGCUCAGCCAGCCAUAG
This is a messenger RNA of Dissoconium aciculare CBS 342.82, 7437 nucleotides long. Its product is annotated as ketoacyl-synt-domain-containing protein. The record is from RefSeq and is a predicted model, not a curated record. The transcript is spliced from 5 exons. Gene Ontology annotation, biological process: secondary metabolite biosynthetic process; fatty acid biosynthetic process. The coding region runs from base 1 to 7437 and encodes 2478 amino acids. Gene Ontology annotation, molecular function: fatty acid synthase activity; 3-oxoacyl-[acyl-carrier-protein] synthase activity; phosphopantetheine binding. NCBI's taxonomy places the organism in Eukaryota, Fungi, Ascomycota, Dothideomycetes, Mycosphaerellales, Dissoconiaceae.